UUAUAAUUUCCCCUUUCCCCAACGAACACGACACCCCCUCCGAUUCCCCCCCAAUUCCGCCGCGUCAUCGCCGCCAUGGCCGCCGACGGCAAGCUCCUCCUCAUCGCCGCCGUCGCCGCGGUGUCCCUCAUCGCCGCCUCCCCCGGCGCCGACGCGCGCCCGUGCGGCCACGCGCAGACGCUCCUCAUCUCCUUCUCCUCCGUCUCCAGGCCCAACCCGGACCCCACCAACCCCGCGCCCCUCACCACCACCGUCGUCACCGUCCUCCGCGUCCGCCGCCUCGGCCCGCACCAGAUCCGCCGCGCCGAGGCCCUCCCCGCCGCCUCCGAGGCGGAAGUCGCCGCCUCGUCCGUGCAGGAGCGCGCCAAGGACAUCCUCGUCGUCGUCUCCGGUCUCCUCUUCGGAUUCGGCUGCGGCGCCCUCACCGCCGCGACCAUGUACCUCGUGUGGUCGCUCAUCGCCUCCACCUGCGCGUCCGGCUACGACGACGUCUACAGCGACGACGAGGACCAACUCUCCGACUCUGAGAGCCCCAAGAAGGCCGGCUACGUCAUCAUCCACGACGCCGAGGAGUACGGCACCGGUAAGAACUAGGAUUGGGGAUCCGUCUUCGGUCGUCCCGAGGGCAAGCAAAGCAUUCACAAUAAUAUUGCAUGAUUUCUUGGAAUUGUGCAGUAUAAACUGUAUGCACCUAUAUAUGUCGCGUCUGUCUGAUUCUGUCUAUGUAUGUCGUUUGGGGAAAGGAAAUUGAACUUAUGAAUGAAUACGCUCUUGAUGUGUUCUUACUUAGUCAAACUGAAAUGAUCUUACUUUGUUAUUGCAAGCAAAACAUGAAUCUUGUUGACUGCCA
Molecule: messenger RNA, 850 nt
Organism: Setaria italica (foxtail millet)
Lineage: Eukaryota; Viridiplantae; Streptophyta; Magnoliopsida; Poales; Poaceae
Exons: 1
Coding region: 76-594 (172 amino acids)
Source: RefSeq, a predicted model, not a curated record